Molecule: messenger RNA, 1031 nt
Organism: Dama dama (fallow deer)
Lineage: Eukaryota; Metazoa; Chordata; Mammalia; Artiodactyla; Cervidae
Gene: PBDC1
Product: polysaccharide biosynthesis domain containing 1
Exons: 6
Coding region: 138-743 (201 amino acids)
Cellular component (GO): cytoplasm
Source: RefSeq, a predicted model, not a curated record
GCGCAGGCGCAGGCGCAGGCGCAGCCGGAUGAAAGUCGCUCUUGCCCGCCCUCCGUUUUCAACCAACUGAAAACCGAGAAAAGAGUACGGCAAAAGUCAUUUUCGGAGAAGUGGGACCACGCUUUGUGGGCUGCAACAUGGAGGCGACCGGUGGAACUGAGGAGUUGGUUUCCGGGGAACUGGUGUCAGUGGCACAUGCUCUUUCUCUCCCAGCCGAGUCUUAUGGCAACGAUCCUGAUAUCGAGAUGGCUUGGGCCAUGAGAGCAAUGCAGCAUGCUGAAAUCUACUACAAACUGAUCUCAUCAGUUGACCCACAGUUCCUGAAACUCACCAAAGUGGAUGACCAAAUCUAUUCUGAGUUUCGGGAAAAUUUUAAGAAUCUCAGGAUAGAUAUACUGGAUCCAGAAGAACUCAAAUCAGAAUCAGCUAAAGAGAAGUGGAGGCCAUUCUGCUUGAAGUUCGAUGGGAUUGUGGAAGACUUCAACUAUGGUACUUUGCUGCGACUGAACUGUUCACAGGGCUACACUGAAGAAAACACCAUCUUUGCACCCAGGAUACAAUUUUUUGCCAUUGAAAUUGCUCGGAAUCGAGAAGGUUAUAACAAAGCAGUUUAUACUGGUAUUAAGGACAAAGAAGAGAAAGAAGCCAGCAAUGGAGGAGACAAAGGAGCCGCCAACAGAGAAGGAGAAAAAGAGAAAGAAGCCUACAAAGAAAUCAACAAAAGUAGUGAAACAACUAUGUGAGGUAGUCAGGGAACAGCACUCUAGAAGGUAUGAUUCAAGUGAGUCUGCAAGUACCAUGUUGCUACUUGCACAGGUCCCUAUGGUCAAAUGUAUUAAUAUCUCCUUUUUCAAUGGAAGGAUAUGCAGAAGGACACCUUUCUGGCCUAAUUAUCAGAAACUGCAGUGGUUGUUCUCUUGUGUGAACUGACUUGAAGACUAUUAGUGGGGUCUUAGUUGAUGGUUUGUUGGUUCUCACCACCAGUCAAGUAAGAAAUUUUGUAAAUAAAUUUCUUUUGGUUCUUAUGACUA